UUUCAGUAUUAUCAGAUGGAGCAGUCUCUGAUGACUCCAUAUUGUGAGACAGAUCCCUUAUCGGGUUGAGGCUUAUCGGGAAUGUUUGCGAUGUUAACACCGCUGAAUAGGUAGUAAUUUGUGGAGGGUGGGCAGAUCUCAUUGUUCCGUCAGCUGUCAAUUAAUGAAGGCAAACUGAUUCAUCGGUCUGAGAGAGAGAGGAAGCGUCGUUAGGCGAAAAUCCUGGUCGACAUAGUAAACUUGCACUUUGUUCGACAUUAGACGGCAAUGAGCUCCUGCCACGAACCCCUUGCUGAAAGUCAUGUAAAAAGGGCCAACAGUCAGUAUGCGUUGGACAUUAGUGAGGGGUUGGUGUCCGCGGCUUCUGCUCCUGUUUGCGCGUUACUUUUUGACAUUGUUAUAAAAGUUUUUUUUUUCUUCGUAAAAUUAUUAUUUUUUUUUCAAAACAACUAGUUAUGGAGCACUUAAAUAAGUAAAUACUUGGUAAAACAAAAACCAGAUAUACCAUGAUGAGUGCAAUGCAAAUUAUUGCUCCGCAAUAUUCAUGACCCAUUUUAUAAACGAUCACUAUUUGAAUCUGCUGUGUGGAGUGGGUACUAAAAUGUACCAUAUCAUCUACAACAAAUACAAUGCUUAAUGUGUUCUAAUUUCCUACACACGAGACACGCAACAGACUGUGACAUCUGGAUCCAGUGUUCAUCCUGUUAUCAUCAACAGCAUCGCCUGCCCCAACAGAACAACUACCACCAGCAUCACCGCUUGCAACACAACCAGCAACAUGCAGAGCGAGGCGCCUCCUUGCAGCAAGGUGCCCACCGUGGACGUGGGUGACCUAGGCGUGCACCAUGCAGAGGAGCCCUGCCAGCAGGAGUGGGAACGCGUGACGCGCGAGCUGGAGCAGGCCUUCAGCGAUAUAGGAUGUGCCUACCUCACCGGCCAUGGCGUGCCUGACCACCUGAUCAAUGAAAUGCUGUCCACUGGUGUUGCUUUCUUCAAACAGCAAGAAGAGGUUAAGAUUCGUUGGGCUGAAGAUACGAAUUUACAUGGAUACAUCAAGAUGAACUCCGAAAGAUAUGCUGGAGCAGGUCCUGAGCUGCAUGAAAGCUUUCUCUUUAAGCCAGACAGUUACAGCUCGUGUGAUGAGGAAGCCCCGUCGUUUAUGGUGCCUUUAGUGCCUCUGCAUGAGUUUUGUCGCACCCUCUCUCGGAGGCUGAUGACCUGCCUCGCCCUCAGUGUGGGAAAGAAUCGAGAUUACUUCGUGAACAUGCACCAGGACAGCGGUACCAAGAACAGCCUCAGCACUUACCGUCUAAACUAUUACCCACUGGCCUCUGGUAAUCAAGAGGACGUGGUUGGAUUCGGUGCUCACUCUGAUUACACUACUAUAUCCCUUCUUUAUAGCAAUGACUCGAAAGGCUUGCAGGUUCGUGACUCAGCUGGGCAGUGGGCGGACGUGCCCUACGUUCCCGGCACCAUACUGUUACUGGCGGGGGAGUUCCUCCACUUCCACUCCUACAAGAGGUUCAAAGCACCGAUGCAUCGCGUCGUUGUGCCCAGUGAAUACCAGCCCGGGCGACUACAUCGUGUCACGUUUGGCUUUUUCGAUCAUCCUGACUCGCACCAGCCAAUGUGGCCUCCCAGUGAAGACCCUACCAGCCCUGCUCCGCCGAAUGUCAAAGACUAUUUACUGGCAAUAAUGCGUAGAGCGGUUGACAUAGGUGCUAAGAAAUGAGAGACAAGGUGUUGGAACAAGCAUACUGUUUGGCGUUAGUUACUGUUUUGUUUAGGUUAAUUUUAAUGUGUCAGGAGGCCAUCCAAGGAGAAAAGAAUGAUAAAAAUUAGCCCCUAAAGCGUUAUAACUUAUUUUGUUGUUGAAAAUAUGCUUGGCAAAGAAACUUGGGAUCAGAUUUCUUAAAGUAUUUCUCUCAAAUAACACAACUGGUCGUAAGAUAUCUGAAAUGUCAGAUGAUAGGAACGACUAAGUUGAGCAGAGGAUCGCUUCAAAUAUAAGUCUCUUUGUAAGAUGAUGGCUUGAAAAUGUCUGAUCCAACCUGACACGAGUUGGACAGACCUGCUUUUAAAUCUAGAUAAUGAAGUGAUCCCUUUA
Scylla paramamosain (green mud crab) is the source of this 2107-nucleotide messenger RNA. RefSeq lists its product as uncharacterized. The transcript has 8 exons. The record is from RefSeq and is a predicted model, not a curated record. NCBI's taxonomy places the organism in Eukaryota, Metazoa, Arthropoda, Malacostraca, Decapoda, Portunidae. The coding region runs from base 779 to 1732 and encodes 317 amino acids. Gene Ontology annotation, molecular function: 2-oxoglutarate-dependent dioxygenase activity.